Molecule: messenger RNA, 735 nt
Organism: Lodderomyces oxycetoniae
Lineage: Eukaryota; Fungi; Ascomycota; Pichiomycetes; Serinales; Debaryomycetaceae
Exons: 1
Coding region: 1-735 (244 amino acids)
Cellular component (GO): cytoplasm
Molecular function (GO): inositol diphosphate tetrakisphosphate diphosphatase activity; phosphatase activity
Source: RefSeq, a predicted model, not a curated record
AUGAUGAGCAUAUUAGAGCCCAUUUCAAGCAUAACUGUUGAAAAAGAAAAGGAGGCUAUAGACUCAAAAGAUACUCUGCCGACAAAGCCGAAUUCUUCUUCUCCUUCUUCUUCUUGUUGCUUUGAAUCUAGAAGUUCCCCCACACAUAUUGCAAUAAAUCUUGUACCGCCAUUAAAUUUUUCACUUGUUGAAGAUGGUAUAUAUAGAUCUGGGUUCCCCAUGCCUAUAAACUACCCCUUUCUUCAGCAAUUAAACUUAAAGACAAUAAUCUAUUUGGGCGAUUUGGGCCAUCAUCAAAAUCUUCGAGUAGAUAAGAAAAAAAAGGUUAAAAAGGAUAAGGAUGGUACGAUGGAGAUUUUAAACCAAUACAUUCAAUGGAUUGAAAAUCAAAACACAAUUAAGUUUCAUAACUUGCUAGUCGAAUCUCUGCGGGAACCAUUUAAUAAACUAGAAGAAUAUGAACAAACUCUAGCUAGUCUCACUUUGGCACUACAGUUGAUUUUGAAUAAGUCAAAUUAUCCAAUAUUGAUUCAUUCAAACAAAGGAAAGCAUAGAACAGGACUAUUGGUUGGGCUAAUGAGGAAACUACUACAAGGAUGGUGUUUAAGUGGAAUAUUUGAAGAAUACGAGAGGUUUGCAAUGGGAAAAUUCGAGUAUGAUUUGGAGUUGAUCGAGAUCUGGCAGCCGGAAUUAUUGGUUGACAAUGAUCAAAAGCCAAACUUUGUGAGAAUAUGA